AUGGAUAUCCUACUAGAAAGUCUCAAAGUCGAAAUUCUCUAUAGACUCCCUCUUCAAUCCUUGGCUCUAUGCAAGUGCAUCUCCAAGCACUGGUUCACUCUAAUAACCUUUACGCUUAGAGUUUUUGCGGCUCGUCACCACAACGAGUUGCCAGUGACACUUCUUUUUCAGUACCCAGAUAAGCAACUCAGCAAAAAAAUCUAUAUAAUCAAGGAAAAAUUCAAGUACGGUGAAUUCAAUACUAGUACUAUCGGAGAAUCUGUUGAUGUAGUAGCUUCAUGCAAAGACAUCUUGUUGUGCCUCGGUAGAGUUUCUUCUAAUAAUUACUACAUCGUAAACUGUAUUACCAUGCAGUGGCUGAAACUCCCUCCUGUUCGUGAAGUACCUGGAAGGCUCCAUGUUGGGUUGGUUUGUGAUUCUGGUUAUAAUAACCAUGAUAGAAUGGAGAGUUGGUACAGAGUGGUACGUCUAAUUCUUGAUCUUCAUAAUAAUAUCAUAGUGGAAAUCUUCUCAUCUGAUACAGGUGAAUGGUGA
Messenger RNA from Quercus robur (English oak), 534 nucleotides. Its product is annotated as F-box protein At5g07610-like. The coding region runs from base 1 to 534 and encodes 177 amino acids. The record is from RefSeq and is a predicted model, not a curated record. NCBI's taxonomy places the organism in Eukaryota, Viridiplantae, Streptophyta, Magnoliopsida, Fagales, Fagaceae. The transcript has a single exon. Gene Ontology annotation, molecular function: protein binding.